Messenger RNA from Trichomycterus rosablanca, 1374 nucleotides. It is a transcript of the gene ubc, whose product is annotated as ubiquitin C. The transcript has a single exon. The record is from RefSeq and is a predicted model, not a curated record. The coding region runs from base 1 to 1374 and encodes 457 amino acids. Gene Ontology annotation, cellular component: cytoplasm; nucleus. Gene Ontology annotation, biological process: protein ubiquitination; modification-dependent protein catabolic process. NCBI's taxonomy places the organism in Eukaryota, Metazoa, Chordata, Actinopteri, Siluriformes, Trichomycteridae. Gene Ontology annotation, molecular function: ubiquitin protein ligase binding; protein tag activity; RNA binding.
AUGCAGAUCUUUGUGAAGACCUUGACUGGCAAGACCAUCACCCUUGAGGUGGAGCCCAGUGACACCAUUGAAAAUGUGAAGGCUAAAAUUCAGGACAAGGAAGGCAUUCCUCCUGACCAACAGCGUCUGAUCUUUGCUGGUAAACAGUUGGAAGAUGGCCGCACCCUCUCUGACUAUAACAUUCAAAAAGAGUCCACCCUUCAUCUUGUCCUACGUCUUAGAGGAGGCAUGCAGAUUUUUGUGAAGACCUUGACUGGCAAGACCAUUACACUGGAGGUAGAGCCCAGUGAUACCAUUGAGAAUGUCAAGGCCAAGAUUCAGGACAAGGAAGGCAUUCCUCCUGACCAACAGCGUCUGAUCUUUGCUGGUAAGCAGCUGGAGGAUGGACGCACCCUCUCUGACUAUAACAUCCAAAAGGAGUCCACCCUGCAUCUUGUUCUUCGUCUUAGAGGAGGCAUGCAGAUCUUUGUGAAGACCUUGACUGGAAAAACAAUCACUCUAGAGGUAGAGCCCAGUGAUACCAUUGAGAAUGUCAAGGCCAAGAUUCAGGACAAGGAAGGCAUUCCUCCUGACCAACAGCGUCUGAUCUUUGCUGGUAAGCAGCUGGAGGAUGGACGCACCCUCUCUGACUAUAACAUCCAAAAGGAGUCCACCCUGCAUCUUGUACUUCGUCUUAGAGGAGGCAUGCAGAUCUUUGUGAAGACCUUGACUGGAAAAACAAUCACUUUAGAGGUAGAGCCCAGUGAUACCAUUGAGAAUGUCAAGGCCAAGAUUCAGGACAAGGAAGGCAUUCCUCCUGACCAACAGCGUCUGAUCUUUGCUGGUAAGCAGCUGGAGGAUGGACGCACCCUCUCUGACUAUAACAUUCAAAAAGAGUCCACCCUUCAUCUUGUCCUACGUCUUAGAGGAGGCAUGCAGAUUUUUGUGAAGACCUUGACUGGCAAGACCAUUACACUGGAGGUAGAGCCCAGUGAUACCAUUGAGAAUGUCAAGGCCAAGAUUCAGGAUAAGGAAGGCAUUCCUCCUGACCAACAGCGUCUGAUCUUUGCUGGUAAGCAGCUGGAGGAUGGACGCACCCUCUCUGACUAUAACAUCCAAAAGGAGUCCACCCUGCAUCUUGUUCUUCGUCUUAGAGGAGGCAUGCAGAUCUUUGUGAAGACCUUGACUGGAAAAACAAUCACUCUAGAGGUAGAGCCCAGUGAUACCAUUGAGAAUGUCAAGGCCAAGAUUCAGGACAAGGAAGGCAUUCCUCCUGACCAACAGCGUCUGAUCUUUGCUGGUAAGCAGCUGGAGGAUGGACGCACCCUGUCUGACUACAACAUCCAAAAGGAGUCCACCCUGCAUCUUGUUUUGCGUCUUCGUGGAGGAAACUAA